This is a messenger RNA of Vollenhovia emeryi, 3805 nucleotides long. RefSeq lists its product as uncharacterized. Gene Ontology annotation, cellular component: plasma membrane. The record is from RefSeq and is a predicted model, not a curated record. Gene Ontology annotation, molecular function: olfactory receptor activity; odorant binding. The transcript is spliced from 17 exons. Bases 116 to 3565 code for a protein of 1149 amino acids. Lineage: Eukaryota; Metazoa; Arthropoda; Insecta; Hymenoptera; Formicidae. Gene Ontology annotation, biological process: detection of chemical stimulus involved in sensory perception of smell; sensory perception of smell.
CAUCGUUGCAUGAAGUGCACGGUUGGAUCUUCGACGAAAUAUCAAAGUUUCACGAUGGCGCCGAUGUAAGGAGGCGUCUCGGUUGGAAAUACUAUUCGAAGGUGGAGCUUCGAGAAUGGACCCGAAAACCGAUUCGACGAUCCUCGAUGGCACCGUCAGCCGUUCGAUCGAGAUCGGUCUUCGCGUGAUAGGCGUUUGGCCCGAUUCGUCCUGCACGGUCCUUCGUCGCGCCUUCUGGAUGAUCACCCUGACGAUGGCGCAGACUUUUCAGUAUCGAUAUUUCGUCAUACACGUCCGCACGGACGACCUGUCGCAUCUGAUGGAUGGCCUCAGCACUACGAUGUCCUAUAGCCUCCUACUAUUAAAACUUAUGAUAUUUUGGGUCAACCGACGGAUAUUCUACGACAUCCUGGCAAUGAUGGCCCGCGACCGGAGCGAGCGUGUGGCCGAGUGGGCCGCCUGCUCGAUGUCGAGGACGACUGAUGUGUCGCAUCGGUCCUCCAACCUGAUCAUCGGUCUCUAUUCGAUGUCAGUGUUUCUUUACGGCACCGGCGUACUCGUCGCUCACCCCGACGAGUCCGACGAACAGCUCGCGGUGCCGGCGCGAGAGCUGUUUCUCAAAAUGGAGCUACCCUUCGAAUACAAUGUCUCCCCUGCGUACGAGCUCGUUAUGAUCACGCAAUUUUUCCACCAGCUCGCGGCAGCUACGAUAGUCGGCGUACUUAACGCUCUAAUUGUCUCGCUGAUCCUUCACGUAGGUGGGCAAAUCGAUAUAAUGUGCCGAGGGUUGGUGGAAAUCUCCUCAGGUGACGACACGUUGGACUUACGGACCUCGACCAUCAAAGCUCUAAUACGUCGACAUCAGAGAAUUAUCGCCCUUUCGGCUGACAUCGAGACUCUCUUCUCAUACAUAGCUCUGAUGCAGUUCAUGUGGAACACUUUGGUCAUCUGCUGCCUUGGAUUUCUAAUCGUGACUGCGAUCGGCGACGCGCAAGGAUCGACGAUGUUGAUUAAAUCUCUCUUUUUUUACGCUGUUAUCACUUUGGAGGCCUUCAUAUUUUGUUACGCUGGAGAAUAUCUCAGCGCCAAGGGCAGAAUGAUCGGUGACGCAGCGUACGAAGCGAAGUGGUACAACUCGAAUCCCAGGCAGAGUCGUAUUUUAUUAUUGCUGAUUUUGAGAUCGCAAAGAAAGUUAACUAUUACAAUCGGAAAAUUUAUGGAUCUCUCUCUAGAACGUUUCACAACAGUAAGAUGUGCUUUCAGAACGUUUUGCUCUCUAAAAGUCAAUCCGUGGAUUAUCACUGAAAACAGUAGAGUGCCUGUGUCUGUCAUGGACUCCUUACAAUAUCAACACGUGAUCGUGCACUUUGGCGAGGAGGAUCUGACGAUUCUCAUGGAUGCACUAAGUGUAACUUUCGCUUACACCCUUCUGCUUAUUAAAAUGCUUAUUUUCGCAUUCAAUGACCGUCUGCUGAAUGAAAUCAUGACAUGUAUGAGCAAGGACUGGAAGGAAUGCGAUAUUUCGGGCGAGUACACGAUGACCAGAAUAGCUUACGUCUCUCGUUGGGUCUCCAACGUUAUAAUCUUCUCGCACAUGAUGUCCGUAUUCCUCUACGCGAUAGGCACAUUAAUGAAGAUCAAAAACGAAAAUCAAACCGACAAUCGCGAGCUCAUCAUCAAGAUGGAGAUACCCUUCGAAAUUGAAAGCACCUCAGUACACGUAGCUGUCCUCGUUACGCAAUUCAUUCAUCAGACGAGUGCGGCCGGUAUGGUGGGCGUGUUGAACUCUUUGCUGAUAAUAUUGGUUCUUCACGUGUGUGGACAGAUUGAUAUAAUGAGACAAAAAUUGAGCGAAAUUUCACAGAAGGCCAUCAGGCGGAAGCAUACCGAGCAGGAUGUAAACGAGGACGUCGUGAAAACGCUGAUCGUCCGGCAUCAGGAGAUUAUCACUUUCUCCAAGAACAUCGAGGCUCUUUAUUCAAAUAUCGCACUAAUACAAUUUGUAUCGAACACUCUGGUUAUCUGUUGUUUGGGAUUUCUUAUCGUGAUCUCUAUCGGUGUGCCGGGUGGCUCGAUGAUGUUAGUGAAAUCCGUGUUCUUUUACAUUGUUAUGAGCCUAGAGGCAUUUAUAUAUUGCUUUGUCGGAGAACAUCUCAGUACAAAAGGCGAAUUGAUCGGCGACGCGGCGUACGAAUCGCUUUGGUACGAACUUAACCCGAGUCAAAAUCGAGACAUCCAUAUUAUAAUCGUAAGGUCCCAAAAGCACUUGACGCUUACAAUAGGAAAAGUCGUGGAACUCUCUUUGAGACAAUUCGCUAACACGGAGAAGAAAGGAGAGAAUUGGUUAGAGUUAGUGAUAAACCGUACUGGUAAUCGUGCUGAAAAAAUUCAAACUUAUUCGGAAUCAAUGAAUAACGAGAAAAAAUCAGCGAAUACUGUAUGCCGCUCCGUGGAGUUCGGUCUUCGCGUGAUCGGUGUAUGGCCGGGUACGUCCUACGCAAUUUUGUGCAGAGUCUGCAGCAUAUUUUCGAUGGCGCUGUUUCAGACCUUUCAAUAUCGAUACUUGAUCAUGCACUUCGAAGAGAGCAACAUUUUUCUCUUAAUGGACGUGAUAAGUGCAACACUGGUUUAUAGUCUUCUGUUUAUCAAAUUAAUUAUUAUCGUACUCAAUGUUCGUCUGCUGAACGAUAUCAUAGCACACGUGGUCGAGGAUUGGAAGGAGUGCGAUGUUUCGGACGAAUACACGAUGAAUAGAAUGGCUUACAUCUCUCGUUGGUUCUCCAAUUUGAUAAUCGGUUCGCACGCAAUGUCGGUAUUCUUCUAUGCGGUCGGCACAUUGUUAAGACACAAUAGCAGCAAUCAAACCGAUGCUCGAGAGCUUCUUCUUAAGAUGGAAUUACCAUUCAAAAUCGAAAGCACAACAAUAUAUCUUACCAUUCUCGUUACGCAGUUCGUUCAUCAAGUAAGCGCGGCCAGUAUGGUGGCUGUGGUAAAUUGCUUACUGCUAUCGCUGGUUCUCCAUGUGUGUGGGCAGAUUGAUAUAAUGCGGCAAAAGCUGAGUGAAAUCACGCGAAAGAACAUCCAGCAAGGUGUAAACAAAAAUAUUGCAAAAAUGCUAAUCGUUCGGCAUCAGAAGAUCAUCACCUUCUCCAAGAAUAUCGAGACUCUCUUCUCGAAUAUAGCAUUAAUACAAUUUGUGUCGAACACUUUGGUCCUCUGUUGUCUAGGAUUUGUUAUUGUGAUCUCCAUUGGUGUCCCAGGCGGAUUGCCUAUGCUAGUAAAGUCCGUGUUCUUUUACAUUCUAGUCAAUGUGGAGGCAUUUGUAUUUUGCUUCCUAGGAGAAUAUCUUAGUACGAAAAGUAAGACGAUCGGUGACGCGGCUUACGAAGCGCUUUGGUACGAAUUGAAUCCGAUUCAGAAUCGGGAUAUCCUUUUUAUAAUUGUAAGAUCACAGAAGUACUUGACACUCACGAUCGGAAAAGUCGCGAAUCUAUCGCUAAUACAAUUUACCAACAUCGUGAAAGCCUCGGCGUCAUACAUGUCGGUGUUACACGCGAUGUAUUGAAGCCUAAACAUACUUUAUGCUCCGCUUAUAUCUUCGCGUGCAGAAGGAUAUAGUACAGCCUUUUACUACAGCCAGCCGGUUACGUGAUUAGCAAUUUUCCUAUUCAGAGACUCGAUGGGGAGUAGACGAGUACGGAUAUGGUUUAUUAAAGUAUUGAUUUGUAAUAAACAAUGUGAAGUUGAUCUUCUCAGAUGUACUUUUCCAAGGCCGACGAAAACAAAAUAAAGGCAUUUCAUUAAA